Molecule: messenger RNA, 1981 nt
Organism: Cataglyphis hispanica
Lineage: Eukaryota; Metazoa; Arthropoda; Insecta; Hymenoptera; Formicidae
Exons: 5
Coding region: 194-1666 (490 amino acids)
Source: RefSeq, a predicted model, not a curated record
AAAUAACAUUUAUAAAAAUAUAGAUUCUGUACGAUUGUCGCAAGUUGAGUUUCAGACACCGGAAACUACAAAUGUGCGUCUUACGAGGAUAGAUGCUUGUGCCUUGGAAGAUCGGCCGAUCUUUGGCAAGCACAUCAUCUACGAAAGGUUAUCAGAAAACGAGCUGGGCGAUAAGCAUUAUCGACAAACGACGAUGUUUCGCGAACAAAUUACGGAUAACGAGAGGAUUGAUUAUAAAGGCAAAGCAGACGGUCAUACGAUAAAUAAUCAUCGCAAGGAAAUGAACUAUUCUCAUUCCGGAUGGAAAUGUUCGGAUAACGAUAAUGGGAUGUCGAAAAGAAACGAACUCUCUAGCGAAAUUACAGAAGACGAGGCGGAUGUAGACCAGGAAAUUAAUGAAGAUGAGGAAAGUCGCGCAGAUGUACAAAGAACAAAUAUAAAUAAUGAAGAGAAAGAAGGAAAAACCGAACAGGACGAUACGCAGAUUGGAGAAUGUGCAAUUUGCCACGUUAUUAUAAAUGACAUAAAUUUCAGCGAAAGUGUCGACGAUUCCGGGCAGAAUCCGUACGAAAGCUAUUUAUUGUGUCAACGUUGCGUACGAAAAUUUUCAAUCCAAUCAGGUGUAGAACACUUUCAGUGUCGAAGGUCGCAUACAAGUUUCUCACAAAAUAAAGAUUGCAGUGAUCGCGUAGCCCCGAGAAGAACAUACGAUAGACCGAUCGUGAUGUACCUGCAACCACCAUCGUCUCAUUCCACAUCAAAAUUGCGUCGCAAUUGGUGGGCUUGUAACUUCAAUAGAACAAUGGUCGAGGCGACAGAUGAUGAAUCGGAUACGAUCUCGUUCGCGGUCGUUGAUCAUGAUCGAAGUAAUCUACAACGAGAAGAACAAACGAAGAGCUACGAAAAGCAGUGCCAACAGCAAUUUGGCUAUCGCAAUAUGACGACGACGACGACGACGACGACGAGGAGAAACGACGCAACGGAUCGAUAUACCUCCGAAAUUAAGGUCAAAAAUUCUUCUCUUGCAUCCUCCGUCGAAUGUUCCCGCAGACCCAUACGUUGUCCGCGUCUUGAUUGCUCAAUGAAUGUCGCCUUCUCAGCGCUCACCCAUCAUUUCCUUUUUGAUCAUCCUGAGGUGCCUAUCCUCAGCGUUGAACCCGGUGCCGAGAGUACGCUCAUCGUUAGUUAUGGAGCUCUCUCUUGCAAUUCCAGUCGAUGUCUAGCUCUUUUACUGGUGUCCGGCAAGCUCUCAGAUUCUACAGCGAGACUGUUCGGUGGUAAUCAGAUAAAUCCCAAGUAUCGGAAUCGGUUACCUUUACCGGUACUAGCUGCGCGUUUACACAACAAUCACAAUUACGCGUGCUGCGAGGAGAUGCAUGCCGGCGGAGAGGGCCAGUGUGAAAAGGAUAUGAUCAUUGCCUGGGUUGCAGGAUUGGACAUCGGCGAUACGGUUGACAGGCUUCGAUGUAGUAUCCAGGCUGUGGACAGCAUCGAGAAUCGCGGAUUUCGGUCGCUCACAUACACAGGUCCCGUAACAUCCCUGAGAGCCGCCCAAUGUCCACGAGAUGUCUUUUUGGCCGGCGAUUGUAUAGUUCUCCAUGAGGGAUUGAUCAGCCAUAUUACUUUUGGCUGUACUAGUCUUAAUGUAAAUGUUAUUGUACACUAAACCCAUGUUACAUAUUAACGCGUAAAGUAUACAUUUUUGUCCCUUAAUUUAAGUAAGUAUUAUUAUUUCAAAAAAUGUGUAUGCUUUUGCAAUAUCAAAAUUGCAAUAUCAAAAGAAGAAAAAUGGAUAAAUCAAAUGAAAAGACUGAUCAUGAGACAAAUUAUGUCCCGUAAACACGCGAAUUCUUGUUUAUCUUUUAAAAAUAUCCAUCACUCUUUUUAAAUCAAUCAAUAUUACAUUUACUUUUUCUUUCAUAUUACUUGGGACUUUCUGACGGAAAGUGGAUAUUUGAAUAAAAUAUUAAUUGUAUAGUUA